Molecule: messenger RNA, 1242 nt
Organism: Suillus paluster
Lineage: Eukaryota; Fungi; Basidiomycota; Agaricomycetes; Boletales; Suillaceae
Exons: 4
Coding region: 1-1242 (413 amino acids)
Source: RefSeq, a predicted model, not a curated record
AUGUCCCAACGUGUCGCUCGUCAUUUACUUCAUCGCGACAUCAUGCCCGGUAGCUUGGAAGGCCGAUCUGUCAAACUCGAAGGUGGGCCACUCCAUACCACCUUAUUGUUCGUUUCGCGGUCUUCACGCUCUAUCUACAGUCAUCAGCGGAAAAAAUCUCAAAGUCCCCCCCUCCGAGCGCACCCUCGUAGGCAUUUACAUAUCCGUCGAACUCGACUCGACUCGACGCUGGAAAUCAGCCAUUCGAGCGAUAAAUCCGUAGUGUGGGGCGAUACCGUGAACAUAUCAUCACUUGCGUCACAUAAAUUAUCAAUAGAGAUCCGGGCAUCCUUUGAGCUCGAUCGAAUGCUAGGCAAUGACACGUCGUGGGAUGAGCUGCUCGAUCACGGUAAUGAGCCUUUCAAUCCUUCCUUUCCGCCCGUCCGUGGUGUCCGCCCUUCUCUCAUCCUGAAGGCUACUGUUGAACAUGCUUGUGGAGAUCAGGAUGGCGCACGGAUCGAUGUGCCAACCCUAGUACCCGUGUUUUCUGCUGCUGCUGACAGAGCGUCCAUCGCUGAAUGCGAGAUUGCUCGACGCAGGCCACACAAUAUUUGCCAAAUACGAGAGAAGCGAGAGCAUUUUCAGUGGGUUCUGGGCCAGCGUCCGGUCGGCCAUCCUGACCGUGCAGCUGCUCUCACCAACUUCGCGUGGGUCCGCCUCCAAGGUUUUAUCCGCAAGGAUUCCCAAGAAAUUGAAUCAACUACCUCCCUAUUUCGCGACGCCAUUGCAUUGCAUUGCAACCGCACGGCCACCCCGAUCAUGCGUUAUCUCAUUACGGUAUUCAACUCGCUCUACAUCAAGGAGCGUACUGCUGCUCUGUCCAGCGGGCAGCUACCUUCCAAGCUUCCCAUAGACGCAGGCAUCCACCUUCGACGGAUGGUACUCGAACUCUGUCCUCUGGGCUAUCAACGCCGUCCAACAGCAUUCAACAAGCUUUCAUGGUCACUCAACACACGCUUUGCACAAUGUGGAAGCAUUAAUGAUAUCGACGAGAGCAUACAACUUGGUAUUGAAGCGGCUUCUCUGAUCGCCGAGGGAUAUUCUGGCCGCGAUAUCUAUUUCCAUAACUUGCCCGUUUCACUCAGACAUCACUUCGGUCACCAAGGCGAACCUCAUGACCUUGACGAGGUCAUCUCUCUAUACGAAGAAGUGCUGUGCUUGCGCCCUAUUGGACGCAAUCUUCAUCGAGAUUGGACAACCUGA